UAAACCUUGCGGAACCCAUACCGAACCCUGGGAGCCGAAAGCUUGUCGGCAAGAAGACACGAUACGAGUCGAUAAUCAGACGCGACUCAAUAUCGGAGCGAAUCGUCUUAACCACCGGGACUGCUCCGGAAAGCCCUGUAUUUAUUUGCGUUCUGCGACUGGAAGCGUCUCGAUCCUCGUUGUCGCCUGCGUCUUCCCCCGUUCCCCGUAGAGAGAGAGGGAGAGGAUGGAUGAGGAGAAACGGUGGCGGAGGAGAACGGGGGAUGAGGGAUUCAGAGGGAUUGGUGAAGGAGGGGAUGUGGUGGAGGUGGGUGGAUCCGGCGAUCGGUGUUCCAUGAGGAGGGUGGUCAAAAACCACUGCUGGACGGAGGAGGUCGACCCGGGGAAUUUCGUGCGCAAGUGCGAGAAGACGCAGCAGCUCCUUCGCAAAUGCGUCGGAAGGCCCGUGGAAGUGGUGGAGUCGGACACAGAAUACUCUGAAGAGAACGUCACGUACAAUACCAGCAUUGAUUCGUUGCCAUAUGAAUCCUCCAAUCCCGAGCCGUUCACGUUCCCUGGGCUCCGAAGCGACCUCGAGUUUCUUGAGCAGGGGAUCGUUGGUAGCUUCUCACGUUUCAUCGAGGCAGCAGAGGAAAUGAAGAACUACUUCCAAUCACUGAGCGGAUUUUCACGCGACUGGGAGUCCAGGAACCGGUCGACAAAAUCAGCGGAUGGUCCGUUUGAAAUCCCUAUCAGCGAUUCUGAAGAUGCUGGCAAGAGCACCGACGUCUAAGCCAUCCUUUUUCCAUGGGCACGCGGAUUGGGUUGCGGGAACAUCGAAAUCACAUGCGGUUGUGUCAGCCCAUAUAAUGCGUACCUGCUAAAAUUGAUACUAUAUCAGCCGAUUCGCCUUUAUGUGGGCUGAUAUGUUAAGAAAAUAAUAAUAUAUAUAGUUAAGCUUUAAAUGCUAACUUACCGAUUUGGGUUCUAGGACAAGAAGAUAGGAAAGGAUGUUUACAUUACUGUUUUACUCAAAGCUAGCUAGCCGGCUGUCUCUUAAAGAACGUGGACGUGAAAGGCCCGUCGCCUUUUAGUACAAACGUAAUCCGCAUUUGUCAGUGUUUAUUA
Molecule: messenger RNA, 1107 nt
Organism: Nymphaea colorata (pocket water lily)
Lineage: Eukaryota; Viridiplantae; Streptophyta; Magnoliopsida; Nymphaeales; Nymphaeaceae
Product: fra a 1-associated protein-like
Exons: 2
Coding region: 227-772 (181 amino acids)
Source: RefSeq, a predicted model, not a curated record